GUAUUUGCGGGGAGAACAAGUUUGCCAAUCUGUUGGUCUUGAACCUGUUGGUCUUGAAUCUGUUGGUCUUGAAUCUGGUGGUCUUGAUUUCCCAAACGUGUGUGUGACCUUUUUUGGAUCUCUUUGCUGACUUUGGUCAACUUAGCCUCCGUCUUCCUCCCGUGCCACAAGGUUUCUUCACCACUGUUGUGGUUUGGCUGUAUUCAAGGACUCAAAGAUGGCGACAAUGAACAAUCGUUCGGGAUAUUUGAUUCUUGUUGCCGCCCUUAUCGCCUGUGUUCCAUAUUGCAAUGGUCAGGUUGGUGUGGAAUUGAGUGCUCCGUCACUUGGUGGUGGAUUAACAUCACACAUAGUCUACUACCUGAAUGGAUCAAGUACAGCACAGGUUGGGCCGCACUAUUUACCAUCAUGUCUGGCUGUAGGACAGGGUCAUGGUGGUAGUGGUCAGUAUUUCCGACUGACCAAUACUAAUACCAGUACAAUUGUAGCUGAACAGGGAGCAUUUACACUCGAGCAGGAUGUUUUCACAUCUAGACUACUCUGGAACACAUCAUCACAUGCAACUCUGGACCCAACCUACACUGGACUGUACAGGUGUAUUACAGAUGUAGGAAUGUCACCAGAGACAUAUCAACUCAAUGUUGUAGUUCCACCUACCAUACUGUCAUUCAACACAUCGGAUUAUGUGGACAACAGCAACACUGCGCACCCGAUCAGUUGUAAAGGUCAGGGAUACCCAGCACCUACAGUGACACUAAUGGUCAACAGUGUCGUAUUGACAGGCAGUGAUACAACCAAUUGUACUGGUGGUGUGUGUACAAAGACACGAACAGCAUCACUAGAUGGGAGUACCUACACACUUGGCCAGUCCAUCAACAUUGCCUGUACUGUGGAUUUCAACCAACCACCAUUCACCUGUACUGUUGCUCUUACUUCAGAAGUACAAGCACAGUGUAAUGAUGCUGCCAGCAAGACUACGUCACAAACAAGAACUGUCCCUGUAGUCGCAUCCUGUCCCCUGUUAGAUUCCUCUCUUGGUCAUGAUUUCAAUGCUACAUUCUCCAAUGCCUCUGGAACUGUUCUGGGUAUUUCAUGUCGUGCCGGCUUUACUGUGGAUGCUAGUACGAGUUCCAUUGACACAAUAACAUGUCAGGGUAAUGGAAUGUGGACACGUCUUCCGAAUUGCACAGAUAUUGAUGAAUGCUCAACUAAUCCAUGUCCUGCCAAUGCAACAUGUCAAAAUCUGGAGAAUCGAUUUGACUGUGGAUGCCUUCCUGGACAUUCUUAUAACCGAACGACAAAUGAAUGUCAAAAUAUCAAUGAAUGCUUGACUCUGUGCAAAGACAAGAGUACCAGUUGCACUGACACAGUUGGGAGUUACAAAUGUGAAUGCCAAACGGGAUUUAAUGGAACUGCACCUUCUUGCACUGAUAUCAAUGAGUGUAACACCAUGUGUAAUGGUACAUCAUCACAAUGUAACAACACUUUGGGAAGCUUUUUAUGCACCUGUGAUCCUGGAUUUACUGGCGACGGAUUUAAUUGCACAGUGGAUAUUCCUAAUGCAAAGUCAAGCUUAACCGGUGGUCAAGUGGCAGGCCUAGUCAUAGCCACCUUGCUGCUGGUCGCAUUGAUUGGAGGCAUUGUGUUCACUCUUGUGAAGAAACAGUCUCCUGGAUCUGGGAAACAUAUUUCUAUGACAGAGAUGAAUGCUUAAUGACUCCAACUGGAGUGCCGGAACAGUGGGAAGGUUUUCAACAAGCCUUGGCAAGUGGAAAAAGCUGACGGCCAGUUCCAGUCAUUGUUAGCAUUCCUGUAGUGUUACACCACGCAUACACAUGCAUGCAUAUGUCAACACACCUAUAUACAAUUAUUAUGCAUGACUGUAAGAGGUAAUAAUCAGUAUGCAUUUCACACGAUGUUUUUGAUUUUUCAUUGCUAUUGGAGUGAGCAUUCUGACAACACAUAGUGCCUAUCGUAAAUGCAUUUCCACUAAUAUCUGUGAAGGAGUUUUUUCGCUGUGCACUGUUACAUUUUGCCUCCAAGUUUAUUUGUUAUCACAAAUCUAUACUGUCGUUGAUAAAGGUUGCUGCACUCAGCUAGACCAGUUGGUUUUCCAUUGACCGAAGAGAGCAUUCUUACAGCACAUAGUGCCUAUCGUAGAUGUAUUUCCCCUGAAAUCUGUGAAGAAGUAUAUCCUCUGUGCACUGUUACAUUUUGCCUCCAAGUACGUUAGUUUGUCAUGAGGAACCUGUACUUUUGUUGAUAAAAUAAUGUCGCUGCACUCAGCUAGAACAGUUGAUUUCUAAUAAUUGAUAUUGGAGUGCGCAUUCUUACAACACAUACUAAGUAGUGCCUAUAGUAGAUGCAUUUCCACUGAUAUCUGUGAAGGAGUAUUUUCGCCAUGCAUUAUUGCAUUUUACCUCCAAUUAAUUUGUAGUCACAAAUCUGUACUUCCGCUGAUUAAUGUCGCUGCACUCAGCUUGAACGCAGUUGGUUGUCCAUUGAUCGGAGAGAGCAUUCUUACAGCACAUAGUGCCUAUCGUAGAUGUAUUUCCACUGAAAUCUGUGAAGAAGUAUAUCCUCUGUGUGCUGUUACAUUUUGCCCCCGAGUAUGCUAGUUUGUCAUCAGGAAUCUGUACUUUUGUUGAUAAAAUAAUGUCGCUGCAUUCAGCUAGAACAGUUGAUUUCUAAUUGUUAUUGGAGUGAGCAUUCUUACAACACGUAGUGCCCAUCGUAGAUUACAUUUUGCCUCCAAGUAUGUUAAUUUGUAGUCACAAAUCUGUACUUUCGUUGAUUAAUGUCGCCGCGCUCAGCUAGAACGCAGUUGGUUGUCCAUUGAUCGGAGAGAGCAUUCUUACAGCACAUAGUGCCUAUCAUAGAUGUAUUUCCACUGAACUCUGUGAAGAAGUAUAUCCUCUAAAAUAAUGUCGCUGCAUUCAGCUAGAACAGUUGAUUUCUAAUUGUUGUUGGAGUGAGCAUUCUUACAAUACGUAGUGCCUAUCGUAGAUUACAUUUUGCCUCCAAGUAUGUUAAUUUGUAGUCACAAAUCUGUACUUUCGUUGAUUAAUGUCGCUGCGCUCAGCUAGAACGCAGUUGGUUGUCCAUUGAUCGGAGAGAGCAUUCUUACAGCACAUAGUGCCUAUCAUAGAUGUAUUUCCACUGAAAUCUGUGAAGAAGUAUAUCCUCUGUGCGCUGUUACAUCUUACCUCCGAGUAUGCUAGUUUG
Molecule: messenger RNA, 3225 nt
Organism: Sycon ciliatum
Lineage: Eukaryota; Metazoa; Porifera; Calcarea; Leucosolenida; Sycettidae
Product: fibrillin-1-like
Exons: 13
Coding region: 218-1714 (498 amino acids)
Molecular function (GO): calcium ion binding
Source: RefSeq, a predicted model, not a curated record